Phacochoerus africanus (Common warthog) is the source of this 3148-nucleotide messenger RNA. It is a transcript of the gene TMEM175, whose product is annotated as transmembrane protein 175. Gene Ontology annotation, molecular function: proton channel activity; potassium ion leak channel activity. The record is from RefSeq and is a predicted model, not a curated record. The transcript is spliced from 12 exons. Lineage: Eukaryota; Metazoa; Chordata; Mammalia; Artiodactyla; Suidae. The coding region runs from base 370 to 2157 and encodes 595 amino acids. Gene Ontology annotation, cellular component: endosome; lysosome.
UUCCGCCGCGCCGGGCGGCUGCGGGGGCGCGGAGCUGGGCGUGGACGCGAGGGUGGGCCGGGUAACGGGCUUCUGGCGCGGAGCUCGAGGAGGGAGCCCGGCGCCCAACCGUCUGCACGCCGCGGUUUCCGCGGAGGCUGGUGUCCAGGGGCUCCCGGUGCCCGGCCGCGCAGAGCCGGUCUGUGUAAGCCAAGCGCCGGGGGGCCCGCGGCGUCCAUCUCUUUAUUGAGUUGGUUGCCCCUAAAAGACCGAAAAGCAUCAUUUUAAAAGCUCAGUUUUGACGCUUCUAUGGAAAAAUCAUUUCUGGCAGCACUGGACCCAGAAUCCCGUGUGUGACCCAUCACCUAGAGCUUCCCCCCAGGCCCCACCAUGUCCGGGCGGCAGACCCCGGAGCCGGCCCUCGACAGGCAGGGAGACUGCUCCACAGGCCCCAGGGACGAGGGUGCUGCCGACGGGAUCCAGCACUCCCAUCGCAUGCUCAGCUUCAGCGACGCGCUGCUGUCCAUCAUCGCCACGGUCAUGAUCCUGCCCGUGACCCACAUGGAGAUCACCCCGGAACAGGGAGAUGCAGCAAGCGCCGGGGGAAGCCCCCUGGGGUCCCUGCCUGCCGCCCCGGAGCAUCCCCAAAAGUCCGACAAGAGCGUACAGAACCUUCUAGCAACCAGGAUUGCUGUCUACCUAAUGACGUUCCUCAUUGUGACCGUGGCCUGGGCAGCACACACCAGACUGUUCCAGAUCGUUGGGAAAAUAGAUGACACGCUUGCCCUGCUCAACCUGGCCUGCAUGAUGACCAUCACCUUCCUGCCGUUCACCUUUUCCUUGAUGGUGACUUUCCCCGAGGUGCCUCUGGGCAUUUUCCUGUUCUGCGUGUGCGUGAUCGCCAUUGGGGCCAUUCAGGCACUGAUCGUCGUGUACGCCUUCCACUUCCCCCACCUCCUGAGUCCCCAGAUCGAGGGCUCCGCGCACAGGGCCCCGCACCGCCGGCACAUCCUGGGCAUCAUCCUCCAGGGGCCCACGCUGUGCUUGGCCGCGGCCGGCUUCUCCCUGUUCUUCUACCCCGCGGUGGUUGGCGAGCAUGUGCUCCCGUCCUGUGUGGUCUUUCUUCGCCCUCCUGGUCGGAUCCUUCAGUGCACAGGACGUGCUCGUCGUACAAGCUGGCACUCACCUGCUUCGUCUCCCGUGGCUCGUGCUGCCCUCUCUCCCGAGCGGAUGGCUCUGGGGGGCCAGGGGGUUCCAGGCGUCACACCCCGACACGUCUUGUAUCUCACGCAGUCAUACCUGCUGAUGGCGACAGUCGUCUUCCUCCCCUACAUCAGCAAAGCCGCCGGCUGGUGCAGGGACAGGCUCGCGGGCUCCAGGGAGCCCCCAGCCCACAGCCUGGAGUUCACCUUCGACCUGCAUGAGCCUCUGAGCAAGGAACGGGUGGAAGCCUUCAGCGACGGGGUCUAUGCCAUCGUGGCCACGCUGCUCAUCCUGGACAUCUGCGAGGACAACGUCCCCGACCCCAAGGAGGUGAAGGCGAAGUUCGGUGGCAGCCUGGUGGCAGCGCUGGGCACGUCCGGGCCGCAAUUCCUGGCCUACUUCGGCUCCUUCGUCACGGUGGGCCUGCUCUGGUUCGCCCACCACUCGCUCUUCCUGCACAUCCGCAAGGUCACGCGGCCCAUGGGGCUUCUCAACACGCUGUCGCUGGCCUUCGUGGGCGGCCUGCCCCUGGCCUACCAGCAGACCUCGGCCUUCGAGAAGCAGUCCCCCAGAGAGCUGGAGAGCGUGCGAGUUAGCUGCGCCAUCAUCUUCUUCGCCAGCAUCUUCCAGUUUGCCAUCUGGACCACCGCGCUGCUGCAGGAGGGGGAGACGCUGCAGCCCUCGGCCCGGUUUGGGGGCCGGGAGCACGCGUUCAUGUUCGCCAAGCUCGCGCUGUACCCCUGCGCCAGCCUGCUGGCCUUCGCCUCCACCUGCAUCCUGAGCAGGUUCAGCACAGCCAUCUUCCACGUCAUGCAGAUCGCCGUGCCCUUCGCCUUCCUGCUGCUGCGGCUCUUGGUGCGCCUGGCGCUGGCCGCCCUGCGUGCCCUGCGGGGCCUCGCCCGGCCAGGACGCACCCAGCCGGCACCCAGGGCCAUGGACGAUGCGCGGGCCCCACUCCUCCCUGCGCCCUGCUAGUGCCAGGCCCUGGCCCCCAGCCCAAGGUUGGCCCGUCCGGCCGGGGUCCCAGCCUUGGCUCUCAACUCCUCUUGUGAGACCUCAUGUUCGACCCCAGAGCCCUCAGCGUGUUUCCGCUUUUGCAGAGAAAGCCUCCUGGGAGCUUCAGUUGUGUUGCAUGUGCCCGUGUCUGUCCUCCGCCCCGCUGCCUCCAUCAAGCUAAGAUGAGGCCCAGGGGUGGCUGGGGUCCAGCCGGGAGCCCUGGGCAGGUGUGACACGGCCCCAGGUCAACAGGCAGCAGACCCUCCCCUGGGGCUCCCGUCCCUGCAACAUGCCUCAGGCGAAGACACAGGCGCCAGCAAGGGGACAGGGUGCCCAGACUGUAUUUGUCCCAGAUGGCAAUCGCGGCCAUCUUCACGCAGUGGGAAGUCACACAGGAGGGAGGGCGGGCGCCCUUGCAGCCACUCCGGGCGCAGCCUCGCUCAGUUCGAGGCCACGUCCUCCCAGACCCAAUUCACGGACAGUUCCUGUCAACCAGCGGGCCGCAGAGCAGACGCGAGCUGGCUCUACUCUGCGGGUGGGCACAAGGGGUGCGAGUCGGCCACUGGGGGUGGGUGCUGUUAAGAUGCACGGGUCUGGGCAUUUGGGGCACAAGCUGGCCGGGCCAUGUCUGAGGCCAAGUGUCAGGGCCAAGCCACCACCCAGGGUGGCAGAGGACCAGGAUGGUCGGGGGAGGGAUGGACUCAUGGACCCUCUUCCAGGCCUCGGGGGAUUCGCAGCAGCUUGCUCGACGGGGGUCAGUUCCCUCCAGGGUCUGGGCCAGCUGCGUUCGGGAGCUUGGUGUAGGGGCCCUGGCAGCCAUGGCUUCAUCCCAUGACCUGAGUUUCCACGUGGACAAGCACUGGGACCACACAGGUCCCAUCUGCCAAGCAGACAGAACCGGACACUGACGUGGCAGGUAGGGGCAAAGCACUGUGUCGACCUUGGUCAUUAAAGCUGCUCCCUGCUCACA